GCCAUGAGGACAGCGAAGCGAGAGUGGAACUGAGCUGCAGGGACACGGUUCCACUGGAGUUGAAAAAUUCAGAAUGGGAGGAUGAAGCUGUCUUGUUAUCAUACGUCUGUCUGUUUCUCUCACAUCGCAGGUUUCAUUUGGAUGUAUUUUUGAGCAACAGAAGGUUCAGACCAAAAGAUGCACUCUGCUCUUUAAAUUCUCUUUGCUUGUGUCAACAAUUUAUCCAGAGACAAUUUUAGUAUAAAAAGGCACACUUCCAAAUGUACUCUUGUUUCUUUUUUUACUACAAAAUUUGGAAAAUGGAGCCAUCACAAUGACAAGCCCUCCAGACUGAAGAGACGCAUGCGCGCUUCCCAGAGGAGUUCAGGAGGAGUCAGCCUCCACCAUUCACUGCUGUCAGACUAUACUUCCCAGUACAUGUAAGUCGAUGAGGACUGGACCCUCCAUCGGCGGCUGUCUGGUUAUGAAAAGCUGCUUCCUGUUAGCCAAGAGCAGCCUUUCUCUCUCACACACAUGCAGGCAGGCCACCAGAUGUUUGACGGGAUUGCCGUCCACCAACGGCUGUGCUUGGGAGCCCUCUACUUGUUGGCGGCAGGGGUGGCGCUAACAUCUGAAACACGCUGGCCGUGUCCACAGCCCUGCCGCUGUAACACCGAGCUGCUGGAGGUGAAUUGCUCUCAUGGCCAGCUCAGCACAGUGCCCAACGAUCUCGCAAAGGAGGCUAAAUUACUGAACGUAACUCACAACAUCAUAAAAACUCUGGUGCAUCAGCAGUUCCAGACUUUAACGCAACUUUUAGAGAUGGAUUUAAGUGACAACCUUCUGGCAGUAGUUGAAGUGGGAACUUUCCUCGGCUUGCAAAGCCUACUAACACUGCGUCUUGCCCGCAAUCAGCUGAAGAUUAUUCCUGUAGGAGCAUUUGCUGGUUUGCCAAACCUGCAGUUACUAGACAUAAGCAGCAACGAGAUCCUUCUCUUCCUAGAUUUUACUUUCCGCGACUUGGCAGCCCUGCAGUGUAUUAAAGCCGCAGAUAAUGACUUAGUUUUCAUCUCUCAUCAAGCUUUCACUGGACUAACCAGUCUACAAGAGCUGCACCUUGAUGGUGGCAACCUCACUGCUGUGCCGACAGAGGCGCUCUCACAGCUUAGUGUGCUGAGAAGCCUUCAUUUUCACCAACUGGGCCUCACCGCACUGCCAAACUAUUCUUUCCGUCAUCUAGUGCACCUCAAGGAACUUGUCAUUUCUCAUUGUCCCUGGCUGGAGACGCUGUCAGGAAACAGCCUCUUCGGCCUAAAUCUUACAUCCUUCACCAUUAGACACUGCAACCUUAGUGCUGUCCCCUACAUUCCUUUGCAUCAUCUUGUAUAUCUUGUAUACCUUGACCUUUCCUUUAAUCCUAUCACUUAUAUUCACGGGAACCUGCUUGGAGACUUGCUCCGGCUACAAGAGCUCCAUUUGGUUGGGGGAUCAUUGCUACGCAUUGGAAUUGGAGCAUUCAGGGGUUUAACACAUUUCAAAUUGCUGAAUGUAUCUAGAAACCUUCUCACCACACUCGAGGCAGGUGCUUUUCAAUCAGUGGACACCCUAAAAACUCUGGGACUUAAUAACAACCCACUGGCAUGCGACUGCCGUUUGCUGUGGGUGGUGCGAAGACGCCUGUACCUGGACUUUGGUGGACAUUCCCCGACUUGUGCUACCUCAGUCCAGCUGCAGGGCUGGAAUUUUCUUGACCUUUCUGAAGUUGAGCAACCAGGCCUGCUCACCUGUCGGCAGCCUCGAAUUAUUAACCGCAAACCUCAAGAAGUGAAAGUAGAUCAGGGACACACAGUGGUGUUUUAUUGCAUUUCAGACGGUGACCCUCUUCCAUUUGUAAACUGGCUAGACCCACAGCUAAGACCUUUAUCACCUAUUGGUAGAAUACGGGCUCUCUCUAAUGGCUCAUUAGAGGUUCGCUAUGCUCAGCCUCAAGACAGUGGUACUUAUCUCUGUGUGGCAUCUAAUGCGGCAGGAAAUGACAGCCUGCCUGUCAGCCUUCAUGUUCGAGCUUUUCCAUCAUCUUCUAAAAACCCUUUUCAUCUUAAAGGUUGGUUUGCCUUUCCCUCUGCCUCUCCAGGUGUGAAUGGAAACCAGAAGCUCCCAUUUGAUGUCAAGACGUUAGUGAUGGCAGCAACAAUUGGGUUUCUUUCAUUUUUCGGCUCUGUGAGCGUAUGUUUCAUUUUCAUAUUCUUCUGGAGUAAGAGCAAGGGGCAAAUAAAGCACACAGCCACAAUCGCAUACGUGCCACGAAGUGCCAUGUCGAGUAGCAACAGAGGAACAGGCAACUAUAUGGAGACAAGCAGGUUCACCAUGAAACUAAUAUGAGUCAGUAAGUAAAACAUCUAUUUUUCAAUUAAAAAACCUGGUGUAACUUGAUAUACGACAAGUUUGUCAGCUGUAAAAUAUUAAAGUACCAGGCAUUAAAACACCAAUUUCUAGACAGAAUUGAAAAAAAGAAUCACCAUAAGAAUUGAAUUUUAGUAGCAUGUUAACUUGCAUGCAGCAGAGGCUGACAAUAAAUACAUUCAUAUAAAUGUGAGCAUUUUAGUUAACAUCUAUGCUGCAAAGUGAAAAAGACACACAUACACUAAAAACUGUGCGGCUUUCAGUUCUUCUGGGCAUUAAGAAAUGUGUUAAUUUGUUUGUUUUAGUUGAGAUGAAAUAGUAGACUUAUUUAUUGAAGUAAUUACUGGAACUACUAUGGUAGCCAUGAGAUAAUUAGAAUAUAAUAACAGGAAUGUUAACCUUAUGUUAAGGUUAUUAUACACAACACCUGCAUCUAUAUAGCACAUCAUUUCUAUUCUACUUAAUUAGAUUUUUAUUUUUUGUUAGUAUUCUGACAUUGUCACAUUUACCACUGUACUCAUUCUUUAAUGGACGUGUGUAAUGUAUGUUUGUUUUUGUUU
Messenger RNA from Xiphias gladius (swordfish), 2942 nucleotides. RefSeq names its product leucine-rich repeat and immunoglobulin-like domain-containing nogo receptor-interacting protein 1. The coding region runs from base 514 to 2361 and encodes 615 amino acids. The record is from RefSeq and is a predicted model, not a curated record. NCBI's taxonomy places the organism in Eukaryota, Metazoa, Chordata, Actinopteri, Istiophoriformes, Xiphiidae. The transcript is spliced from 4 exons. Gene Ontology annotation, molecular function: protein binding.